Molecule: messenger RNA, 477 nt
Organism: Quercus robur (English oak)
Lineage: Eukaryota; Viridiplantae; Streptophyta; Magnoliopsida; Fagales; Fagaceae
Product: blue copper protein-like
Exons: 2
Coding region: 1-477 (158 amino acids)
Cellular component (GO): plasma membrane
Molecular function (GO): electron transfer activity
Source: RefSeq, a predicted model, not a curated record
AUGGCCUCCACCCAAUUCUUCAUUUUUGCCAUUUUAGCAGUUCUUGUUCCUUCGAUUUUGGCCACAGAUUUCGUGGUUGGUGACGAUAAAGGUUGGACUACUGGUUUUGAUUACCAAACUUGGGCUGAUGGGAAGGAGUUUCAUGUCGGUGACCAACUCCUUUUUAACCAUAAAAAGGGAGUACACAAUGUUUUUAAAGUCAAUGGCACAGACUUCCAACGCUGUAACGCAUCGGCUGGAUCUGUGGAAUUUACAAGUGGAAACGAUGUGAUUCCCCUAAAAACCCCAGGAAAAAAAUGGUACAUUUGCUGUGUUCCCAAUGAUUGUGCAAAUGGAAACCAAAAGCUUGCCAUAACAGUGUUUGAUGGACAGUCUCCUGCGCCUUCUCCCACAUCAGCCGCAAGGAGAAGCGUUGCACCUGUGUAUUAUGGGUGGAUGGUGGCUUUUUUUGGCAUCCUCAUGAUGGUCAUGGUUUGA